CGAGUAAGGGGGGUAAAGAAUGGCAGUGAGGAGCUGGGCAGGUAUACAACAAGGCUUUCUUGGUCAGUUCUGGUCAUGAGCACAGCCUGAUGCACAGAAGGGAGAGACCGAGACUGUGAGGCGAAGCAACUAGAUGCAGAAUGGUGAGGUGCUGGAAACGCCCAGAAACCAGUUUGGAGGAUCCGCAAUGCAUGCAUUGUGGCCCCAUAAGAUCCUCCAGGUUUCCUCACAAGGUGCUCUGGGGCAGCCUCACUGCUGCCCUGCUCAUCAUUAUCAUUGCUCUCAUCCUCACUGGGAAGUUAGCUCUGCAGCCAGACACCCAGUCUUCAUUGCAGGUUGUUCGAAUCACAGUUCCUGACCAUCCAGCCGCUCUAAUCAAUCAGUCUGCACUGGUGGACAAACACAACAAUAUAGUGACGUAUCAUGUGACCUCUCAGACCAACCACACCUCCACAGUACUCUUUGACAUGAAACAUGGGUUGAUAUGCUACAAGCCUGACAACCAGGACAACUGCUUUCUUCGCCAAAUGGAGAUGUCCGACUAUGAAAAUAUGCACGUUCUUCUCAAUGAGACACAACAGCAGGUGAGUCAGGUCUGGCUGGUGGGAAACGAGACUCAGAGGCAAACUGAGUUUCUGGGCGUUCUGGCUGGAAGUCGUGUAGAAGCUUCAACACUCCAGGAGCCACUGCAGGACCUCUGUCGGCAGGGACCCGUGUACUGGACCAGGAGAGCUGAUGCAGGACCCAGAGAGAGGCUGAUUUACUUCUGCAUCGACAUCUGCUUCCCCAGCAACAUCUGUGUGUCCGUGUGUUUCUACUACCUGCCAGAAUGAGACCUCCUGUUCUGAGACCGUAAGAACACACAGCAGGGAAACACACGGUGCCUCCUUCUCUCUCAGACCUUGUUGUGGAGGAGCAUCUAUGAGCAUCUGAAAGAAAGCAGAGAAGAUGCACAAAGACAUUCACUCUGCCUGGCAGCCCUGUCAUGUUAUCUGCUCUAAGACCUAAUCAUCACUCUCUUUUGUGUAAAACCCCCAAGACUUUUCAAUAUUAUUCAACUCAUCAGACUCAAAGGAUGCUGCUUGUAUUUCUUGUAACCUGAGGCAGAUGAGUAACUGAAAGCACUGUUGGUCUAAAAUAAAGCACCAUUAUAUAUUUGAA
Messenger RNA from Astyanax mexicanus (Mexican tetra), 1161 nucleotides. RefSeq names its product BRICHOS domain containing 5 (gene bricd5). The transcript has 6 exons. NCBI's taxonomy places the organism in Eukaryota, Metazoa, Chordata, Actinopteri, Characiformes, Acestrorhamphidae. The coding region runs from base 141 to 833 and encodes 230 amino acids. Gene Ontology annotation, biological process: regulation of cell population proliferation. The record is from RefSeq and is a predicted model, not a curated record.